CAACCAACACACACGAUACGCGCGCGCCCUCGAGUGAAAGAAGAAUCAAUGGAGGUCAUUCAUUGCAUUUUUGUGCAUUUCAUACGACCGAUAACAAAUUGUUGAAUCGAAAAGUUACAGUUGUGAGUGAAAGUUUAAUUAGGAUUGUUGUAAUGUGUGUUUCUGACGGGAUAAAAUGUAGUAAAGUGUCCAUUCUAAAAAAACAAUCAUAUUGCCGUGUGUCAAAAUAAAGGCAACCGAGGGGUAUUUUCUAAAAACGUAACCAUGGCAGAUCAGUUUUGUUUACGUUGGAACAAUUUCCAGACCAAUAUAGUGAGUGCAUUGGACUCAUUGAAGUGUUCUGAGGAUUUGGUCGACGUGACUCUUACAUGCGAAGGAAGAAAUAUCAAGGCUCAUAAAGUUAUACUGUCAGCCUGCAGUCCGUACUUCAGGAAUGUGUUCAAGGAAAAUCCAUGUCAGCAUCCAGUGAUCAUCCUCAAAGAUGUAUCUGCCGAUGAUAUUGUUAGCUUGCUAUCAUACAUGUACCAGGGAGAAGUGUUCAUAGAAGAGAGCAAGCUGUCUUCAUUCCUCCAUACAGCAGCCCUGCUGCAAGUUAAAGGAUUGACUGGAGUAACACAACAGAAAGAAAACUUUACAUCUCCGAAUACAUCAAACAAACUUUAUACACAACUGACAAUAUCUUCAAAAACACAAUUUGGAGCUUCAAGCAAAGAUGUAAAAAUCCCCGCUCUAAAGAAAAGGAGGAGCAGUACGUCUGAUAAACCGAAUGAUAUCGGAGAGAGUCACAAAAAGAGUAAAUUAUUAGAAACUUGUGAUAUUUACAAUAGGAGUAAUCUAUCACAUUUAAUGGUAGAGAAUCCGGUUUUUGUAACUGAGAAAAAAGGUGAGAAGAAAUCUGAAAACUGCCCGGAACUCAUCAUAGCUAACGGAAAAACCUCUAAACUGAAUCAGGCUCAAGGUGACAACAUUCCUUUAUCAAUUAAAACAGAGCAGAUUGAUGACAACAAUUCUCCCAUCUCUGUGCCCACAAAUAACUCGGAAAAUGAUGACAGUCUUCCAGAUUACGAAAACAGUAUGCUUGCCAGGUCCUUGCUACAAGGAAUUAACCCAUCUAAAAGUGAUAUCAGUGCCAAUAAUAAUACAACCAAGAAAGUGUCAAACAUAGCAGAUAUGUGUACGUCGCGAAGUAAGGAUACAAAUAAUGAAUCUCCACCAACCAAUCUUGCAGCAAAGAGCCCUCUAAAAGUAGUGUCUGGAGAAGACAUUUUAGUGAAACCUGAAAAACAGUCACCGAAGUCAGAUAUUGAGUAUGAACCGGAAAUAUUGCUGUCGGAGCAGCAAGACAGUACAGAUGCAGAAAACACAUUCUCGCAGGAACAAUCUCAAGCAUUACUAUUACUGGCAGGCAUGUCAAGUGUCACCGGAUUAUCUGUAGGUGCUUCAACUUCACAGGGAGUCUCCCACCAGUCAAAUCAUGCUGCUAUCUGCGGUGACUGUCCACAUUGCGGCAUGAAGUAUUCUAACCAAUCUGCACUUAAAUACCAUGUCAGACUUAUGCACUCUGACUUGACCAAUCGUCUGUGCUGCUAUCUUUGUCCCCGGUCAUUUACAAUGCGAGAGACAUUUAAAGAGCACAUGUGGUCUAGCCAUGGACAAAGAAAUUAAAUUUUACUAAUGCAAGUUAAUAAAGGAAUAAAUUGUUUUUGCUAAAUUAGUAUCUAAAUUAUGUAGAGAAUAUCUUAUUUAAGUUUUUGGAUUUAAUUCCAAACGAUAUUUAAAUAUGUAAUGUUAGUUAUUUAUGGUGGUUACUAAGGAUUCAAGAGUGCCUUAAAGUUGUGUAUCAAAUUAAAUGUGCUUUUUUAAAAAGAAAUUUGCCGUCCUACAUUUAACGGAAGACAUUUUAUGUUAGCGUAAGCUAUUUUACAUAAUAUUUGGCAAAAAAUUGGGAUUACCUGAUACCUUUAAUUGAAAUUUAUCAUUUAUUAGCCUUUUAAUCAUUUAGAUUAAGACAAAUUCAUCGUUAUAUUGUUGUUAUUUAUGGAAACAGUCACUUUAUUUGAUUAUUUCUGACUAGUUUUUUUACUUUUACCAUAAAAUGAAUGUUGGGAGUAACUGUAGAAACAAAAUGUGAGGUGUAAAUAGCUAAAGAAUGAAAAUAUUCUGAUUUAUAAUUGGUGCUAAAAAUAAUCUCCAAUGAAAAGUAUCGCAAAAUGGGGUGACCUAAAAAAACGGGGCAACUUUUAAGAAUAUCAAAUGGAUGGAUGGAAUGGAAGUACCUGUAUUAAGGUUAAUCGAGCUAAGAGAUGAACCUAGACCUAGAGCCAAUGAAUGUAUGGGCUUUAGGUGUAGCUCUUCGGCCGCUUGCCGCGCGCGUUUUAUACAGGCUGUAAUUGUAACCACCGUUCAUACUCUACGUAGUGACUAUAGGUCAUACUGAACAACUUUUAUUAUGGGACCAAAAGGCCGAAAUCGCGAAAAAAACUUCGGCUGUUUCAUACAUUCCGGCUGAUGUGAUGAUUUCAAUGGGACAGCCGAAAAUUUUUUCGCGAUUUCGGCAUUGGUCCCAUAAUAAAAGUUGCUCGGUAUGACCUAUAAAGCCACUACGCAGACUAUAAAUGGUGGUUAAAAUUUCACCCUGUAUAGAAUCAGUGCUUCAGUAUUGGCGACAUAAAAACCGAAUAAAUUUUAGAGAGCCUUUUUUCGACCUCCUGAAUGUUUUAAAAAAAAAAUUGAAAAAUAUAUUUGUACUUUCAAGCAUUCGGUUGAAACUAUUUAAGCUCAUAGUCGCCCCAUUUAAUGAUACAUUUAUGUUUUCAUGUAACUAAGAGUGCCUAUACGUAGCUGAUGUCAAGAAACUAAAUUGUACAUAUUUUGAAUAGUUCUCAAAAGUGAAAUAAACUUUUGAGACUCACAACAAGUUUGUGAUAUUAUUAGUAAUAAGGAACAUGUAUCGUUUAUAAAAUAAGUGCUUAAAAUUAGUAUGACCAGUAUUGAGAAACAGUCAGGAUAAGAGCUACACGAAAACAGUGAGAAAAAAAACUUUAUUACCCCAAAUAGUAUGUAAGAUUUCAUUUAGUUGUAUUUAGAUACCUAAUUCAUUAUUUAUUUGUUUAACCUUGGCUCAAAGGGUCGAUUUAGUUGUUUCGUUUUGAAAUGAAGCAAAUUCAGGAUCUUUAAGGUGGAAAGCCACAUAUUUUCUUUUCCAUAUUCCCAUUCUAUUUCAGGGACCUAUUUUUGAAGCAUGUUGUAUAUUUGUGUUGUAUAUUUUUAUGCAAUAGUUGUUGUUAUUUGAGACAGACUAAAUUAUUAUUUCGAAUUUUAUUACAAAUAUAAAAUGAUUGAAUUGGUAUUAUUACUAUUAUUAAUUUCUAUACAUCUUUUUUACUGGCCCGGUAAGAUUGCCUCUGUUAGUUUGGGGUCAUCCAUUAAUUACAU
Messenger RNA from Cydia strobilella, 3435 nucleotides. RefSeq names its product broad-complex core protein isoforms 1/2/3/4/5-like. The record is from RefSeq and is a predicted model, not a curated record. Gene Ontology annotation, biological process: regulation of transcription by RNA polymerase II. The transcript has 5 exons. The coding region runs from base 265 to 1665 and encodes 466 amino acids. NCBI's taxonomy places the organism in Eukaryota, Metazoa, Arthropoda, Insecta, Lepidoptera, Tortricidae. Gene Ontology annotation, molecular function: protein binding. Gene Ontology annotation, cellular component: nucleus.